This is a messenger RNA of Anoplopoma fimbria (sablefish), 4006 nucleotides long. Its product is annotated as solute carrier family 12 member 9-like. Lineage: Eukaryota; Metazoa; Chordata; Actinopteri; Perciformes; Anoplopomatidae. Gene Ontology annotation, biological process: cell volume homeostasis; chloride transmembrane transport; potassium ion import across plasma membrane. Gene Ontology annotation, cellular component: membrane. The record is from RefSeq and is a predicted model, not a curated record. Gene Ontology annotation, molecular function: potassium:chloride symporter activity.
UCUGAUUGGAUGAGCCCAAUGCAAGAGGCUACGUCAUUGUUCUCAUUAGCGAACAGGUUAGCAAGCCGUCACCAACUGCAGCAGGUGAUGAACGACGCUCGGUGAGGGAUCCGCGCGACAGAUAAUGGCGGCUACUCGACCAGCUCAACUUUGAUUCGAACGUUACCAAGUGUCGCCAUAGCUACAGAAGAGGAAACUGAGCACUUGCGGUUGAAGCUGUGCCUUUCAGGUGACGUCACCGAGCUGUUUUACCGUUAAGUAAGUUACCGCUAACUUGGCCACCAUGUCAGAGAAAGCUCCUCUCCUUCAUUACCGACUCACCGGCAGCAGCAGUCCGCCCACGAGAGAUGUUUCCAGGCGCAGCGGGGCCAAGGAGGGCCGAGACGGUCGACGGUCCAAGGACAAGCCUGCCCCGAAGCUCGGAGUGGUGUUCGGCGUGGUCACACCGACUCUGCUGUCCAUGUUUAGCGUCGUUGUGUUUCUGAGAAUUGGAUUUGUCGUGGGUCAAGCAGGGCUCUACCAGGCCGUCGCCAUGUUCCUAGUGGCCUACCUGAUCAUCACCAUGACCGUGCUUUCCAUCUGUGCCAUCUCCACCAAUGGGGCUUUAGAUGCUGGAGGUGCCUACUACAUGAUCAGCCGAGCCCUGGGUCCAGAGUUUGGCGGCAGCAUCGGGAUCAUGUUUUUCUUUGCCAAUGUGUGCGGCAGUGCUCUUUAUGUUUUAGGUCUGGUUGAGGCUGUCAUGUCUACCUUUGGCAUCCCAGAGGAGGGUGUUGCAGCUGUUGCAGGUGCCCAUCAGAUGUUGCCUUCAGGAUACUGGUGGUCUCUGCUGUAUGGCACUGUCCUGCUCUUCCUGUGUUUCAUUGUCUGCUUGGUAGGAGCCCACAUCUAUGCAAAAGCCACCUUUAUUAUCCUCAUCAUAGUUGGGGUUGUUUUGGCUACCAUCUUCCUCAACUUUUUCAUUGUGGGCCCCAUUUUGGUGAUUCUGCCAAAUAGUUCUGGUCUUAACAGUACCAGCCUGAGCAGCGCCAAUUACACUGGCCUCAAGCUCCACACCUUGGAGGGCAACCUAUUGCCCAAAUACACAGUGGACUACACCACCGGUGCCACAAUGAGUUUUGCUACAGUGUUCGCUGUCAUGUUCAAUGGCUGCACUGGGAUCAUGGCAGGCUCCAACAUGUCAGGCGACCUGAAAAACCCCAGCUAUUCCAUCCCAAGAGGAACGCUUGCAGCUGUUCUUACAACUUUCAUCACAUACAAUGUGCUGAGUCUGCUGGCUGCGGGGUCCUGUGACCGACAACUCCUCCAAAAAGACUACAGUUUCCUGAGUGACAUUAAUAUAUGGCCGCCCCUCGUGACUAUUGGGAUUUACUCCUCCACCAUGUCUGCUGCCAUGAGUAACCUGAUAGGAGCCUCCAGGAUCCUGUAUGCCCUGUCCAAAGACUGCCUGUUUGGUGGUGUGCUGGCCCUGGCGAAGAAAACGUCUCUGAGUGGGAACCCCUGGGCCUCGGUGCUAGCCUCUUGGCUGCUUGUACAGGUGGUGCUGUUUGCUGGUAAAUUGAACACCAUUGCUAGUAUUGUAACCAUCUUCUUCCUGUUGGUCUAUGCUGCUGUGAACCUGGCAUGUUUGGCUCUCGAAUGGGCCUCUGCACCAAACUUCAGACCCUCAUUCCGAUGCUUUACAUGGCAUACCUGCACUCUGGGCAUUCUUGGUUCUCUGGUCAUGAUGUUCCUGAUCAAUGCUAUUUAUGCAUUUGCCAGCAUAGCCUUCAUGCUGCUGCUGUUGAUGCUUAUCCACUACCUCGGUCCCAUCAGCAACUGGGGCUUCAUCAGUCAGGCUCUCAUCUUCCACCAGGUUCGCAAGUACCUGUUGAGGUUGGAUGUGCGUAAGGACCAUGUGAAGUUCUGGAGGCCCCAGCUGCUGCUGAUGGUGGCAAACCCUCGCAGCUGUACAAAUCUCAUGACUAUCAUUAAUGACCUGAAAAAGAGUGGACUUUUAGUACUGGGACAUGUAAAGCUUGGUUUGCUGGAUGGGUUGCCCUCUGAUCCUCUGCCGAGCCGUUAUGACUCCUGGCUUUCUCUAGUGGACCAUCUGAACAUCAAGGCAUUUGUCAACCUAACCCUGUCAGACUCUGUCAGACAUGGAGUUCAGAACCUGCUAUUCAUCACAGGCUUUGGCGGAAUGAGGCCAAACACUCUUGUCUUGGGAUUCUAUGAUGACUGCACCCCUCAAGACGACCUCCAAGGUACAAUACUCCUGUCUACAGGUCAUGGAUUGGAUGUAGGGUCUCCAUCCAUAGACCCCGAGAGCAACGGUCUCCUCUUCCCUAAUGUGCGCAGCUCUGAGGAACUCAAAGACCUUUCGGAAGAGGAAUAUGUGUCAGUUAUUGCUGACGCUGUAAAAAUGGGGAAGAAUGUGACACUGGCUCGAUACUUCAGCCAGUUCAACCGCAAGGUCUUGGUGUCAGGAAGAAAGAUUGGGAGCCACAGAAGCAUGACAGGACCAUUUGUUGACGUGUGGCCUCUGAAUCUGCUUCGACCAGACAACCGCGGAUACGUCGACACCUGCUCACUGUUCCUACUGCAGUUGGCCUGCGUGCUUCAAGAGUCCCGUGCCUGGAGCCAGGCAAGACUCCGCCUCUUCCUGUGUGUGGAGGCUGGUUGCAGUCUGAAGGAAAAGGAGGAGAGGAAGCUCCGGGUGAUGCUAAAGAAGCUAAGGAUUUCAGCUCAGUUGCAGAUGGUGGCAUGGGACCAGGUGGUGGCGCUGCACUGGCAGAGACGAGGAGGAGAGAGUGGGAAUCUGGUGGAGUCUGCACAGAAUGAGGAGGGGCCAGAGGAAGAGGAGGAUGAGCAACGAGAUUGUAUCCAAACAUUUCCCAAUAAUGAUGCUCUGCUGACAGAUGAGUAUAUCUGUGCUGUCAACAAUCUGAUUCGCAGACACUGUGCCCCUCAGCCUGCUGUGCGCUUCCUGUAUUUGCCCCGGCCACCAGCAGACACCAGCCGCUAUCAGGCCUACCUGCACCAUGUGAACUUGUUGAGUCGAGACCUGGGCCCAACAUUGCUAGUUCACGGGGUCACUCCUGUGGUCACUACUGACCUCUAAAAUGUUACGCUCAUCUCUUAAUCAGUUAACAACCCUGAUCUAGUAUUUGCUGGUCCAUGAGACUGUGCCACUUUCCAUCAAUUUUUGCAACCAAUUAUUUAAGCUGUCAACCACAACAUAAGACCUGAUUAAACCAGUUUUAUACUCAAGUCAUACCCACACUCUGCAUUUAAUCAGAUUGUCUCCCUUAUGUUAUAAAAUAACUUUUUAGGGAAAAUGGAUUUGAUCACCUCAAAUUUACUUUUGUUGGAUAUUGAAAAUAAUGAGUUUUAAUCCUUUAAUCAUCACUUGGAGAAUGUCCCACAGUGGCAUAGAAAUGCACUAUUUGCACAGUAUUCUGUGGGGCGAAAGGAAAGUGCUUGCAGCUCCCUUGUAGUUAAAAUCCCAGUAUGUAUGUUUAUGAAAGUGCUUUGGCCAAUGCAUUUGUGAAAAUCCUACAAUUUAUUUAGAAUUGAUAAGAAAGACUCACUGCAAAUUAAUAUCUAUCGGGUUGUCGCGUGUAUUUUUAAAAAGGUGUUCUUCAAUCUGUUAAUGCAAUCUGGUCUAGUUAGAGCAGCUAUGAGGUACACCGAGUCCUGGCUGUUGAAUGCCUGCAGAGGGCGAUCUAUGCCCGGUGUCUUGGCAGUUCUCAUGUGCUGUACCAAGUUUCCAUUUACUAGGCUGUUGGUGUGCUGGAGUAAUAAUGCUAAUGCCAGAUUAUAAAUAGGAAUCUGUACUUUGAGUUCAUGCAGGCUAAUCAGACCUUCACGGACGCUGACCAGUACUGGUUGACUUGUUGCUGACAGGCUCUCAUGUUGACUUUGUAAAUAUUUGUAUGUCAGAAUUUAAGUGUUAUCAAGAUGGUGAGAGGUAAUUGUUUCACGUGUUUGUUUUGUAAAUGGGGCUAAAUUAAUUAAAGAACAAUAU